Molecule: messenger RNA, 1764 nt
Organism: Vavraia culicis subsp. floridensis
Lineage: Eukaryota; Fungi; Microsporidia; Pleistophoridae
Exons: 1
Source: RefSeq, a predicted model, not a curated record
CUUCCAAAGGCAAUACAAUUUGUCUACGAAGCAGAGAAGUUCUGCUUGUAUUUUUCUGCUCAACAGAAAGAUAAUGCAGAGCCAAUGGGGGGAUUGAAGCUUUUUAUUGACAAGAAGAAGAUUAAGAUGAUGAAAGGUGUUUUUAAAGAACUCGACCGUGUAUAUUUGACAGUUAUUGUUCGUAGUUCCUCAAAAAAUUUGUAUGAUGUCGAUCUUGGUGAUACAAUGCAGAAAUUUGAUUUCAUUACCGAUUUAUAUAUUCUGAACUUGACGCAUCUACAUGCACAUCGGAACGGUGAAUCUUGUAAAACAGUGCAAGACUUCAUUAGUCUCAAAAAGGUUCGUAAAUUACGAACACUUAAAGUGAAGCAUAUGUGUGUAACUGAUAAGUUCUUAGAGAAGGUGGGUAACAGGACAUUAGAAAGUCUAAAUUUUACUGGAUGUGUUUUUCUCACUUUCAGGGAUACUGUGCAACAACGUAAAGAGAUUGAGGUGACUUUUGCAAAGUCAUAUAAGACCAUCUGCUUCAAUAAAUGCAAGAGGUGUGUGGAAUACCGGUCAUCGUAUGCUUCAGGUCGAAAGUACUCUAUGGCGAUCAAAAUCAAUCUAAAUAAGUGCAUAAAACUACGCAAGCUGAUGGUAAACAUGGGUGAUUAUGCGAGAGUUAUACUCAGUGACCAAAUAGUAGAUGGUUUACGGCAUUUAUCAUUAGGUAAGAAUUAUUUUGAACUGCCGCUUUCGUCUUCUCAGUGUUAUAGUGCUAGACUAGAGUAUUUGGUAAUUGAUACAGAAAAUUUAGAGCUCGCUGUCAAGUUUUUAGGAAAAAUUAACCGAAGCAAACUUAAGCAUUUAGUAUUUAUUUGUUAUAUUAGGGGAAGUACGCAGAAUGUUUGUGAUGUUUCCGAUUUAUUUAUCCUAGACUUUGCCGCUCUUGAAGUUUUAGAAAUUGAUGCUGUCGGUGGUAAUUUGAGGUUGAAGGAUAAAAGCACAAUUGAAGUAAAAAUGAAAAAGUUGGAAACGCUAAGAAUAAAUUGCUUGUGUGCGGAUAAAGUGUUCAUGCAAAUGAUAACUGAGCUGGAAACGUUGAAACAUUUUGAAAUGCUUGUUGAGAAUCGGUAUUUUGGUCAUAAAAUUUUACGGAGACGACUAAGCAACUUGAAAGGUCAAAUAGAAAAACUCUUCGUUAGUUCAAAGCUGACCAUUAGUGAAUUGGUAAGGUUAAUAGAACCUUUGAACAAGCUGAAAGAAUUUUACGUGGACAGUAGAUUCAUUAAGUCAUCAUUUUAUAGCCUUGUCAAUCAAAAUGAUGAUAAAUGCCAACCUGCAAAAGUUGACGCCAACGAACAGAAUUUAGUGGUGAGUAAGAAUGUAGUGCAUGUAAAAUUCCACACUCUUCAUAUUAGCAUAUAUUCAGCUUAUGAAGAACUAAUCAAACUUAUUUUAUGUCAAUAUUUUAAAGCUUUCGCAGGUAUUAAGAAACUGGUGAUAUUUGAAGCACCAAUAGAUUUUUGUACAAAAUUAAAAACAAUUCAUAAGUUAUCAGAACUUUCGCCAGAUCUGCUAAAUAACUUGAUCAAAAAUAUUUUUGAGACGUUCAAACAGCUUGAUGUACUUGUGUUCUGUUAUAAAAGUUCCUACAUAUCUAGAGAAGAGGCUCAUAUUCUUUAUAAGCUUUUUUCUGAGAAGUGUAGAUUGGUCAAGGAGAGAUGCGAGUGGUCAGAUAAUUGCAAUGAGGAACAAACCAUUUUCGAGCUUCAUAAGUAA